Messenger RNA from Aspergillus mulundensis, 948 nucleotides. RefSeq lists its product as uncharacterized. The coding region runs from base 1 to 948 and encodes 315 amino acids. NCBI's taxonomy places the organism in Eukaryota, Fungi, Ascomycota, Eurotiomycetes, Eurotiales, Aspergillaceae. The record is from RefSeq and is a predicted model, not a curated record. The transcript is spliced from 2 exons.
AUGGCCGAGUUCCAUAUCUCUGAGGAAUCUCUCACGCCCCUCAAGGACAAAGUCGUCCUCAUAACAGGAAGCUCCUCCGGUAUUGGCAAAGCAACCGUCCAACUGUGCCUGCAUCACGGCGCAAAAGUCAUAGCCGGCGACAUCAACCCCUUUCCAGCUGACUUUCUACAAGAACAAACCUCUCCAGAAGCUUUGGCACACUCACCAGAGUACCAUUCCCAGAAUCUGCUCUUCAUUCAAACCGACGUCUCAAACUGGUCAAGCAUCCGCAACCUCUUCACCCGCGGGCUCGAACGAUUCGGCGGUAUAGACCACGUCUUUGCGAACGCGGGCAUCGGGCCGCGGACUAACUUCCUCGAGGAAGUUUUCGAGGACGAAACCAAAGAGGAACAACUACUCGCCCCGCCGGAUCUCAAAGUUCUGGAGGUCAAUCUCAUCGGCACAAUCUAUACAGUACGACUGGGCGUCCAUUAUCUCCGUCGAUCCGAGCAAAGAGAAACCGAGAUUGAACUCUCUCCUAGCAUAACAGUUACGGCCUCCGCAUCGGCCUUCCAGGAUUUUGCUGCGGGGGAUUACACGGUUGCAAAGCAUGGCGUUCUUGGGAUUCUACGCGGACUGUACAGUGACUUGCGGCAGCCUCACCCUGAGGGGAAGGAAUGGAGGAGUGUGAGACUAAAUGCCAUUGCGCCCUCGUGGACAGCUACGGGGAUUGCGCCUGGCGAUGUCUUGAGGAGUCUGGGGGCUCAUGUUCAGGAGCCUGAGUAUGUGGCGAGGAGUGUGGUCAUGCUGUUCAAUGACAAAGCGCGAAAUGGGGAGCUGAUAUAUAGUUGGGAGGGAAGGUACUGUGAAAUUAAUCGGUGUGCAGGUGGGUUGUUGGAUGGGGUAGCGAGGGUUGUGCGGAAUGUGGCGGAGGAGGGGUCGAUUAUGGAGAAGUGGAAGGGCAGGUAG